This is a messenger RNA of Talaromyces atroroseus, 783 nucleotides long. RefSeq names its product Mediator of RNA polymerase II transcription subunit 7. The record is from RefSeq and is a predicted model, not a curated record. The transcript has 2 exons. Lineage: Eukaryota; Fungi; Ascomycota; Eurotiomycetes; Eurotiales; Trichocomaceae. The coding region runs from base 1 to 783 and encodes 260 amino acids. Gene Ontology annotation, biological process: regulation of transcription by RNA polymerase II. Gene Ontology annotation, cellular component: core mediator complex; mediator complex. Gene Ontology annotation, molecular function: transcription coregulator activity.
AUGGCUGAUGGCCAGCGCGCCCUCACAGCAGCUUUUCCUCCGCCUCCGCCGUUUUGGAAACACUUCACACCCGACAACAUAGACAAGCUGGACAAGAUAAAGAAAGAAUCCAGCCAGCAAAGUGAGCAGGGUGAUAUUUUCGAAAAGAAAUGGCUUCCUAGCGAGCUGCGGGCCUUGGACGUGCCGCCUGAGCUAAGGUAUUUGAUCCCACCUGAAGCACCAAUCGAGGGCUCGUAUAGCGUCUUUGGGGAGCUACAAAAUCUCUCGACAAACCUCCCUUCUCUAAAAGAACAAGGUAUCGAACAACUCUAUCCCGAUCCCCCAACCUCGGAUGCCACAAAGGACGAUCAGAACGGGGGUCAGCCAUUGAAUCAUGCCUACUAUCUAUUGAAAAUCAGCAAGUCAUUGCUACUUAACUUCCUCGAGUUUGUGGGCGUGCUCUCUAUAGCUCCCGAAGAGUUCGAGGCCAAAUUGGAAGAUUUACGAAAUCUAUUCAUAAACGCACACCAUCUCCUCAACCUUUACCGACCACACCAAGCAAGAGAGUCGCUGAUAUUGAUGAUGGAAGAACAACUCGAGAGUACCAGGAAUCAAAUCCAAGAAAUGGAUGAUGUCAAGAAUCGCGUUGAGAGGCUGCUCGAACAGCUGACAGCUGAGGGCCUGGAUGCGCAACAAUCAAUCUCGCUCGAGUCAUCGGAUGAAGCUAAGAGUGUGGAAUUCGAUAGCAAAACUGUGGAAGAAGCACGGCAGCUCUGGGACCUGCUCAAGGACGAACAAGAGUGA